AUGCGGUGCGCUGUCCUCCUGCAGCUAGCAGCUACAUUUUUUCUAUUUUCCAGUAUCUACGCUCAGCAAAAUGACUUUGCCGAAGAUAUUGAUUACUUGGAUAUGGAUCCGGAUUCUCUGCUUGCAGAGCAUUCGGUGAUAGUAGCGAAUGCCACUUGUGGAGAACGGCGGCGGGAAUACUACUGCCGCUUGGUUGAACAUGCUGGAUACGACUUUGCUAGUUUCAAACGAACCAAGCGUCAGGCUUACGACUAUCCACAGGAUGGGCGAACAUACAAAGACAUCGAUGGCACUGUGGUUGAGUGCAACUACUGUGAUGCCCAGGAUCCCAGCCUUCGCCACCCUAUUGAAUACGUGGUAACCGGAGAUUCAAAUUUGUGGUGGCAAAGUCCAUCUCUGGCGGAGGGUCUCCAGUACCAUGCAGUGACUAUUGACAUCGAUUUGAAGCAGGUGUACCAAAUAGUUUUUGUCCUCCUUCGAAUGGGCGACUCGCCUCGGCCAGCAAAUUGGAUUCUCGAGAAGUCAAUCGACGGCCAGGUGUUCCAUCCCUGGGUAUUCUUCGCAGAAAACGCCCACCAAUGCCGAACUCAGUAUCAGCCAAUGGUGAACAGCACAAUACGCAUAACCAGCGACUCAAGGCCUCACAAACUCGGUAACACAGAGGUUUACUGCACAACCUACUUCAGUCAGCCUCAAAACCUGCAAGCUGGUGAAAUUAUUAUCCCUCUCACGGUCGAUCGAGAGGGUGCUUCGACGUCACACUUUGAAUCCAACAAACCCAUCGACCCUGAGCUAAUUGCAAGUGUCAUUAGUUUCACCUCGUUGUUUAAACAGCCCUGCAAUACAAUUAACUCUUUUGAGUUUCUUUCGGCGCGGUUUGUGCGUUUGCGAUUCCAGAAGCUGCAAACUCUCUCUGGUGAUUGGAUGACUCUGCCUGACCAACUCGACCCAAGUGUAUACAACAGGUACUACUAUUCGAUUCGCAACAUUAAAAUCGGCGGCAAAUGCGUGUGCAACAGUCAUGCGAACACAUGCGGCCGACAGAUUAUCGACGGCGUGCCUCGGGCCGUGUGUGACUGUCAGCACAACACGUGUGGCUACACAUGCGAAAAGUGCUGUCCCCUCUUCAAUCAACAACCCUGGCGACCGGGCGCUGUCUGCGAGGGUAAUGCCGCACGCCGUAACUUUCGCUGUCGCCAUAGCGACGAAUGCAAUUGUCACGGCAAGGCUGACUCCUGUGUCUACAACCAGACCGUAGCCAACCUCCAACUCAGUCUCAAUCGGUACAAUAUUCGUGAGGGCGGCGGCGUCUGCGUUGACUGCAGGGAACAAACAACAGGUGUUAACUGUGAGGACUGCCUUCCUGGUUACUAUCGUCCGCUGAACGUCGGACCUGAUGCCAAAGACCCCUGCGUGCCCUGCAACUGCAACAUCCACGGAUCUACCGGAGUAUGUGUCUCAAACGACGCCUUAAUGCCAGAAAAGCAACCUGGAGAUUGCAUCUGUAAGGAGGGCUACGCAGGACGGGAUUGCGAUCGCUGCGCGGAGGGCUACUAUGAAUCACCCAACAACCCGCGUGAAUGCAUCAAGUGUCCAUGCGACAUCGCGGGCUCGCAUAGGGGACAAGGCUAUCGCUGCCAACCUCCCUGCAACUGCAAAGCUAACGUGGAUCCUGAUUCGCUGUGCAGGGCCUGCAAGCCUGAACACUUCAAUUUGGCCGAAGAUGAUCCGGAAGGAUGUCAACCCUGUUUCUGCAUGGGACUAAGCAAGGAGUGUCAAAGUGUCUCCGUGGCCACAGCAAGACGCUUGGAAUAUGAAGGGAAACUUGGCACUGUGGAUACCAUUGAAGGCUGGACGCUGGUUGUGCCGUCGUCCACACGCAUCCUCGCGGUUCCACCGAGCACCUUCGCCUCCACAAACGCCAGCUCCAGCGCUCAGAAGCUUCGCGUAACCACUGACGACGUGGACUUUGCUCUGGGACCGCCAGCUUCUGUCCGCGGCCAGUCCUAUUAUUGGUCGGCGCCGGAGAAGUACCUCGGCAAGCAGCUAACCGCUUACCGAGGUCAAAUGGAAGCCAUCACACGCUUCAGCUCGCCCAGUAUUCGUCCCGGGAUGACUGGAGGCUACUACCAGCCCCACAGCGGACCCUACUACGACAAUUACACUCUUGGACGAGUGUGGAUCAACGAGCCAGACAUUAUUCUUGAGGGGCAUGGAAUACGUCUGAGCUACAGCGCUCCGCUGGAUAACAAGCAGACCCACCGUGUUCAACGAAUUCGACUGCACGAGUCGAUGUUCCGGGUGCUUGUGGAGUCAGGCAGCGGUGACCUCGACCGCAUCCCAAUUCACCAGACACAAGCGGCCUCUUCAGAGGACAGCGCCAGUCGCCAGCCCUACUCUGACCCCAGAUAUGGCCUUGACAGUGAAUCAAGGGUGGAUUACACUAGAGCCGGUCGUCCAGCAACAAUUGUGGACAUCAUGACUGUCCUGUCCAACGUCUCCAGACUCUACGUCAAAGCGAGGUACACCGAUGAUCAGGCAUACACGGAACCGUGGAUGUCUUUGUGUUUGGCGUCACCUAAAUAUGUUGAAUUCCCUCGGAAUUGCAGAUUGCGACGUGUGGCUCUGGAACGAGCCGAACGCGGAAAGGUGACCACAGGGAUGCCGCAGGGGGUGAGGACCGUGGAGGAAUGUCGGUGUCCACCGGGCCACACCGGCACCUCCUGUGAGGAAUGCGAGGCCGGUUAUUGGCGCGAUCCCAGCGUCGCCUCGGCUGGUGGCCAAUCAGCUGUGGACACUUUCUUGGGGCUGGUCAACCCCAUCUACAAGCGGGUCUGUGUUCCCUGUGAUUGCAAUGGACGCUCCGACACCUGCGACCCGCAUACUGGCCAUUGCUUUGUAAGCAGUCUGCACUGUAAUUCCAGGGAGGCAACCAAUCAGAUAACACCAUGGCACUCAAGUGCCCAUUGGCUCGCCAGCCCACCAAUGAGAACCCCCGUUGGGAAAACCUAUUCAGAAUUAGAGCUAAUCGAAUUCUUUUUUUCUUCAUUUCCUGGAAAGAACUGCAAAUACAAUACUUGGGGUGCAAAGUGCGAGGAGUGCUCCCCCGGCUUCCACUUGGAUCCAAAGCGAUAUGGAUCCGACAUAUGUCAGCCCUGCGAAUGUCCCUCAUUGAACAACCAGAAGACAAAUUCCUGCGUCGCUCUCUCGAACAGCAAUCUGCAUGGAUCCACUGCCAACAGCGACAAGCCCUACGCCUGUCUCAACUGUGAAGACAACACACGGGGUCAGUUCUGCGAGGCGUGCGUGGAGAUGUACUACGGUAAUCCCCUUCUGGGUCAGCCAUGUCGCCCCUGUGACUGUGGAUCGAUGGCUGUUGGGUGCGACACCGUAACCGGAGAGUGCCACUGCGGACACCACACUGCGGGACCGCGGUGCACGGAAUGCGAACCAGGAAGCCACGGCGACCCUCUCAGGGGUGAAGCCUGUACCCCUUGCGGAUGUCAUCCACGUGGAAGUCGUACACUGGAAUGCGAUAAGCGGACAGGCCGGUGUCAGUGCAACCUCUUCUACGAGGGCCAACGCUGCGAUCGGUGCGUGGUUGGCAGGGGCAACGUCGACGCCGGGUGUCCGCCGUGCAACUGUGAUCCACUUGGGUCGAUUCCUCAGGCCAACGCCUCGUGCGAUCCCGUGACGGGUCAAUGUGUUUGCAAGCCGGGUGUGGGAGGGACACUGGAAUGCGAUCGAUGCGCCGACGGCUACUACAAUAUGGGGAUUAACGGGUGCCAGUGUAAGUCCUGCUUAUACGCUGAAGUGCUUAUAACUUGUGAGUGCUCCAAUCGCGCACUCUCAACCGCCUGCCAUCCAACCACUGGCCAGUGUCAAUGCGGUGAGCAUGUUAUUGGUGAGAAAUGCGACCGCUGUCGGACGGGUUAUUACUGGAACGGGAGUGAACCUCACUGCCUCCCAUGUGACUGUGGUCCCGGUGCCGUCUCAACUGACUGCGAUAUAUACACUGGCCAAUGCCUUUGUGCGAGAUACGCCAUUGGUCGACGUUGUGACCAAUGCGAACCCGGUUUCUGGGGCCCUUCGCGUCAGGGCUGCCAGCGCUGUCCCGAAUGCCCCAAUGGUCGAGUGUGCGACCAGAUUACUGGAAAGUGCAUCUGUCCGCCGAAUACGGAAGGCGAUCGAUGCGAGUCUUGUGCCCACAACUCCUACGAUUACAAUCCUGUGCUCGGUUGCAAGGAGUGCAACUGCUCAGCGAUUGGCUCCGUCAAUCCACAGGGUGGCUGUGACCUCGUUAGCGGACAGUGCGUCUGCAAGAGCGGCUUUGCUGGACAAGCCUGCGACGAAUGUGCCCCCGGCUACUUCGGUUUCCCUGACUGCCAGCCCUGCAUGUGCAGUCUGGAGGGGAGUCUGAGGAACUCGACCAAUGGGGACCAGAUUUCGUGUGAUCCAAUCACCGGCGCGUGUGUCUGCAAACCGAAUGUUGAGGGUGAGCGAUGUGAUCGUUGUAUACCGGGUUCAUUCGGCUUGAGUGCAGACUACCCCUUGGGGUGUUACGCCUGCUUCUGCUUCCCAACCACGAAGCAACCCGAGUGCGAACAACUUAAAGGCUACCGGUCCGUCCCUGAAACCCCACACAGACUCCAGGUAAUCCCGUUUAUCGAUUUCCAACACGAAAUGGAGAUCGAAAGACACUUCAAAACUCUUGUUGGAACUGACAACGUCUACAUGCCAGGUGGGCCACUGGUGGAUCUGCAGGUGUCCGCAGAGGCGACGACAGGAUCAAGUGACCUGCCCGAUCUCACGAUCGGCCAAAGUCAAUUCAGAUGGCGCUUCUCACAGACUCUCCCCACCUUCCUCAUCCUGCCACACCUCAGAGGACCUCACACACGCAGCUACGGCUCGAUUCUCGUGGAGGUGCACUCCGACUGCUUGCCGACUGGAAAGUGCGGCUUCGAGAGCUGGGAGAGCUCCACGGACCUGGUGGCUCGAGGACAACCCACCACCGUCGAACGCACCGUCAUCCAGGAUCCUCUGAAGGUCUACGCCCGCAUGACCGCGCUCAACGGACAGCUGGAAUUCGAAACACCGGUGCCUGGGGGUGAUUUGGGCGCCGAGUACAACACAAUUUGGAUGAAGGAGAGCGAGUGGGUGCUGACUCGGAUCCACUCGCAGACCCUUCGAGUUCGACCGAGUCGCUCAGAGCUCAUGCUGGCACUCACCAACAUCACCUCCUUCUCCGUCCGACUCGCCAUGCCUGGGACUCCACUGAAAGCCAUCAGUGUGAACUACCGAACGAGGACCGCAAGGAGCGAGGCCCUAACGCAGAUGGGAACUCCAAUCACUACCAUUGAGACCUGCAUUUGCCCGGACUCUGCCAAGGGUGACCAUUGUGAGCUUGCCGAUGAUCUCCACUACUUCCCGCCCGUGGAAGUCACGCCGAGCCCUGACGGGACCUACUUCGACAGUCUCGUGGACAUUUACCAUCCAUCCAACAAUGGCAGCAUACCUGCAGGCGGAAAGACUAGCUUCAAUUUCGAAGGUGGCGUCAGAACCUGUGAAUGCAAUGGCAUGUCGAGGGAAUGCGAUCAUCAGACUGGCUACUGUUUGAAUUGCGUGGGCAACACUGCUGGCGCGCAUUGUGAGGUCUGUGCACAGGGCUACAGCGGUGACCCCACGAAGGGGGUUCCUUGCACCGUGUGCCGCUGCCCCAGUGAAUCGGCAAAUUACGCCAAAACCUGUCACCCCUACGGCCCCCUCGGUAGUUAUGUCUGCGAGUGUCUUCAGGGGUACGCGGGGGCACUGUGUGACCGCUGCGACACCGGUUACUAUGGCGACCCACUGAUGAUGGUGCCAUGUCGACCCUGCGAUUGCGACCUGUCAGGCUCUCAACACCAAAACUGCAACAUGAAGACCGGCCAGUGCGUCUGUCUGCCGGGCAUCACCGGGCGCCGAUGCGAUCAAUGCCAAGAGGGCCACGUGGUCGACGCUGGUCGGUGUAUCGGUGAGUUGCGUUCUCACUUGUCGCUCCUCUUAUGGGGCUCGAACCCCGACCCAAAUCAUCGAGUAUAUCACGACUCCACCAGGCGCAAAAAGCCAAUUGCCUUCACAGAAACCCGCAGUGCACUUUCAUUGGUAACUUCGUGUCACAACAAGUGCUUUCCACACCUAGACUGUCGUGGUGAGUGCACAGGAGAGUUGUUGGAGAGGACGGCAGCUGUCAGCAGCGACAUCGACUCCAUCGACCUCACCGAAUUAGCUCAUCGUGGUCUGCGCGGUCUCCAGAAACAAGCCGAAGGUCUGAAGGAUCGGUAUUCCCUGCGAGGCACGAUCCCGCCGGAACGCGAUCUGAUCGAUCGAGCCGCCAAACUGACGGCCGAUUUGUCUCGCAUUUCACUGUCGGCCAUCACGACCCUACCACAGACGGUCAGCGCGAUCGACAACGCCAGCUGUGCCAACACCAACGCCACGAUUCGGUUGUCGCGCGAGGUUGUCGGUUUGGAGAGACGACUCAGCGAGUGGAUCGGUUCAAUGCGGAGCCUUCAUCUGGGUUCGGUGGACGAGCAGCUUAUCCAACAGUGGCACCAACGCGCGCGUCUAAUUCGUCAGGAGAUCUCGCGUCUCGACCUCCAGCCGACCUCGGAGUGGGCAAGAGAACUCCUAGACGGGAGUCGCAAUUUGGAGGAGCAGUUGGAGGCAAUUCAACGCAGGGCCUCAGAGGCCGACUACGACGCGCAGAUCAGGCGUCUGAAGCACUACCAGAGAGAACAGCGGGCUCUGUUGGAUGCUCAGAAAGAACAGCUUUAUAAAAUGGCCAACCAAACUCAACGUGGUCUAAAUUCGAUAAAGAGCAUAGAGGACGUCAUGGACACGGCGUCAGGCAGUGCAAUCGACACGCUGCGACUAAAUCAGAGCCUUUUCGAGGAUUCCUUGCAGAACCUUCAACAGAAUACCACGGACUAUCAGGAGCCAACCAUGGGUGAGCUUAAUCGGAUCGCCAACCUCCUGGAACAGUCACAGAGCUUCGAUCAGGUGCCGAGUGUAGUUCCAGCAGAUGUCAUCACCGUGGUCCACAAUCUGGAUCGCACAAAGGAGUCAAUCGUGGCGGCACUUGACCGUCCUGGGGUUGAUCGAACGCUGGAGGGCCGAGAGGCCUACAAAGCGAUUGCGGACACAAUCUGGGAGGCCAGGAACUUCACUGACGAAGCCAUGCAGGCUGUGGAAGACAUUGGAGACGGUAGCACUUCGGCGUCUCUCGAAGCGUCGCUUGCUGACGUUGAGAAACGGCACUCGGAAUUGGCGGCUCGAGUUGCGAAGUUGGGGGAACGGCUAGAGGAUGAAGAGCUGAUUUCCGAGGCGAAUCACGACCGAUUGUUGGAUUUGAAGAGCGCCUUCCGGGACAUUAACGUGGUGCUAGAACGCACGCUGAAGUCAUCGGCGUUGACAAAGGACCAUGUCUCGAACCUGGGUCCACUGGUGGCGUCGACGCGACCCGAACUCGAAGCACUUGCAGGUGAAAUCGCUGAGGCGCGGAAACGCUUUGACUCCGUUGAAAAGGCGGUUCGUGGCAUUGAGAAACAGUUCAACGAAAUUGAAGGCACUGCCAACCUGGCAGUCGACCAGGCGAAUUCAACGCAACGAAGCCUUCUGGACGCCAUCGCGGCUGCAGAACGACGCUCCGCCGAGGUGGACAAGAAGAUGGCCUCCGUCAGCCGGCUGGCGUCGCUGGCGCGUUCUCUUCUCGACCUCAUCUACGCCAGUCUGGGCAAAGAUCCCAUCCCCCUGCGUCUCACCGGGGACGACUGCGUCUACACCCUCGUCCCCUACCACGUGACCAAGUCGCGCGUCUUCGACCUUGAGUUCUGGUUCACAGCUGCUCUGCAACGCGCUCAGGGCGGAUCUAGCUCGCAGAAGAUCCGGACAAACUCCGUGUUGCUCGUGGGGAGACGCGCGUUCCCGGGACGAACGAUGAUGUUCGCGGUCACUGUUGAGCCCUCGGGUAACCUACGCUUCUCGUGGUCUCAGCCAGACGUGGUUGGUGGAGAAUUGGGUCUUGAAAUCGGCCCUCUUAACGGCACCUUCACCAAUCGGAUUCGAGUAACUUCCGUUCCUGGUCGGGUGGACUUGUACCUACAGCAAGUUCCAGAGGGCGCAGAGUCACUAGUGGGUUUGCCAAUCCAGUCAGUGACCUUCACAGACGACCAAUCGGACUCCUCCAUCAGCAGCCUGCUAAUCGAUAAUCAGCUGGAAGUGCGAGUGGGUGGGCCUUUCCAUGACCCGCAUUCGGCCGACUCUAACGCCCCGCUGAUGGAGAGUUGGGGCGAUGGUGGCGCGGAGGAGAUGUGGUCCCGACUGCAGAAAAUGGACCACGCCAAGGGCUGCCUCUACGACCUCAAACUCUCCGGCCAUCGUCUCGGAUUUCCGGAUUUCGCAAAGGCUGACCGCGCGUGCACUCAGCAGACUGAGGACUUCUGUAAAAUUCACACCAACUUCCGGCCGCUAAUUCGAGACGGCUACAUCUGGGAGAAGUCGAGUGCUCUUGACGCGGGACUCGAACCGAACCCUCGGCCUAAAACCGAGGAUCAGCGCGAACCCUUCCUGGAGUACAUGCAACUCCACGACUUCGCCGCUGACGACUCCUAUUCGCGCAUCACAAACUACGAGAGUCUGUCGCCGUGUGACAAGACCAUCGACAUCCACCUUCAAAAGUUGGCGCCCUACAAGGCUAACAGCAUGGUUCUCACCUUCUACAACUACCGCGAGGAUUACGGCAUUACUGUGGAGAGCAAGGGACACGACCUUGUGUGCAGCCGAUGGCAUGGUAACCUCAUGAGUGGUCGCGGUGGUGGUGCUGGCAGCAGCCGCCAACGUGGUCUGAGGCAGAUUCGCGUUUCGCCAAUUUCUCUGAACUACUGGACGCUUGAGGAAAGACUAGCAGAAGACUGCGCUAUCGCCAAAGACGACGACUACGUCUUCUUUGUUGGUGGCAUUCCGCCGGGGCAUUACGAGCUCAGAAGAGCGAUGAAGGAAUAUGGCCUUUCGACCAAUGGCUUCCGUGGACGCAUUGGUCUGGCCACAUCCGGCAUCCACGUUCCUGGGUCUCUUCUGAUCGAUUCCUACACAAAGGCACCAAUUCGCAACUACGGCGACACUCUCUUCUCUGAUAUGCGACAGACGGAAGAAGCCUACACCAUUGCGCAGACCGCCCCAGACAAUCAAUACUGCCUUACGCUCAUCCCAUUGGCUAAUUCGACGAGCUUCGAAUUGAAGCCGAGGCAAUUCGCUGCGCCCUGGGUGCCUGAGAUUGGCAUGACAGUCCGAUUCCGACCGGUUGGAAACGAUGAAGUAAACCUCCUCCGAAUGCAGGUUGCCGAGAACAAUCUCUGGUUCCGGGUGUGGUUGACGUCUGACUUGCGCGUUGGAAUCGCCAUUCCAAGCGAUCCCACCAAGUUCAUAACCAGAGAAAUCUUUGGCACCCACGUCAUCCGCGAUCCGACCAAUAAUUUGGCUGCAAUUAAAGCCCGCGAAGCUCAAAUCUUCGAUCAGCCACUCUUCACGGAGUCUGUUCUCACGAUCCAGUUUGGUGACGCGAAGUCAAAGAGAACUGGUCGCUUACUUAUCCCACGUUCAUUGGUGGAAAUGAGUGAGCAUCUUGAUUGGCCAAUCGAUAAGAGGAACGGGUUAACUGUGCUGUUCGACCAACGCCCGGUACAGACAUGGACCCUGAGCCAACCCAUUCCGAAAUCGGCAGUUCUGCAGGUUCAUGUCGGGCCUGAACUAAACUCACCCACCUAUCACGAGUUCUCUAUCAGCAACUUGGUCAUAGGAAAGCAUCGCGUUGAUUUCGCCGCCGACAUGGUCGACACUCUGCGUAACAAGCGUUUCUAUCGAAUCGGCGAAUGUGGCGGUCAGUUGAGGCCUCGAUUUGUCGCGUCGCCUGACGAAGCGCACGAGACUCCACUGGGUGAUUUUGUGUACCAAGGUCUCGACUUACCAGCGCCACCGACUGGACGCCGUCUACGCUCCAUUUUCGAGGACUGCGGUGAUGUCAAUCCUCAGGUGUGCGACGCGAUCAGCGAAAACGUGACCAAAGAGUGGCCCAGCAUCAUCCACUCACUUCUUUCACCGAAGCCCUCUAAGCGAGUGCGUGUGCGCAGUCUGCACCUUGCCGGAAACGGAAAAAGCACAAAGAAUUGUCUCGAUGGGGAUAAAUCCUCUGCCUGGUUCAACGGCGAAGCCUACUGGGAGGUGUCAGACAUUGCGCGUGUGCUUAAUCGGAAUAAUGACUUCCGGGUGACAAUUGGCUUCCGGACGCGUCCCCAAAACGACACAUCAAACUCCGUCGGCGUCCUGGGUGCUUUUAACUUCGGCUUCAAAUCUGGCACGCUCUUCGUCCUGCUGAGUGAACGCCAGGUUCAUCUGGUCCACGAGGCAGGUGCAAACGGAAACACCGACUUUGUUUGGUCAAGCCCUCACCUUGAUCUCCAUGGCAACGCUUGGCACCGCCUUGAACUGCUGCCCGUCAACAUGCAGUCAAAUGAAGUAGGCGGGGAGAUGAAAGUUUCUAGAAUGCGAUUUAUUCUGGAUUACCACGAAGUCUGGAUAGAGGAACCAAUGACGUGGCGAGUUCCUGUCAGUGUUUUCAUUGGUGGACACCCCAGCACACGUUCCAUCAAAAUUGGCUCAAAGAGGAUGACCUUGAACAAGCUCUUUGGCUGUGUCGAUGAGUUGACACUGGGCGGGCAUGAAUUUGACCUCGCCAAAUCCCGCCUGCCAGUCUGUCCAACCUGCUUCACGCUCAACUCGAAGGCGAUCCACGUGCUGCCCAAGAUCCAGGAUCUGAUCCAACCUAAACGAGGGCUCGUCUUGCCGCUGAAACGUGAGUCAUCAUUCUGUGGUGUACUGCCAACUCAUUUUCACGCUAUUGGUCAAUUGCCGUGUCCAAUCAUUUCAGUGAAUAUCGCAACUCCACGACCCCAGCGAAUGGGAACAGUUGAGUUCUCCUUUGAGGUACUCUACGAUUCUCAGAAGAUCGGCGUUGAGAGUCUCUUUGUGAUGGUGUUUGAAAGCAGCGACAGUGAGGAUCUCGUGCACCUUUGGAUCUACCUCGACCGCUACAUGGUGAGCCCACAAAGCACCGCCUACUUAAAUUAUAUUAGUAGAAAGUGUGUGACGGAGUCGCGCCUCUUUGUGACUCACUUGACGACGGAGGAGAAGGUGAGCUUCAGUUCAAGCGCGUCUGAGCCAAGCGCCUGGCAUUACGCCUCGGUGAAAGUGUUCCUCCAGGACAUCGCGUCAGUCAUCGAAAUAAGUACUCAGAGCGAAUCGUCCCAGACGGUCAUACUCAAAUCCCUGGGCCGACUAAGGGCCAUCUACUACGGUUCCGACGAAGCUAUCUCGCCAGAAGUUCAAUCGGAGCAUCAUGGAGGAACCGUUGUACCUCCGUUCAUGGGCUGCCUCAAAAACCUCCAAUUAUCGAUAGAUGAGGGUGCGCGGUUGCCGGUUGAAUUCCCCGAGUCUACGCAACACCUCGUACACGGUGUCUGCCCACUGUGA
Mesocestoides corti is the source of this 11562-nucleotide messenger RNA. Lineage: Eukaryota; Metazoa; Platyhelminthes; Cestoda; Cyclophyllidea; Mesocestoididae. The record is from the annotation of a GenBank genome assembly.